Messenger RNA from Aptenodytes forsteri (emperor penguin), 1025 nucleotides. RefSeq names its product phosphatidylinositol specific phospholipase C X domain containing 2 (gene PLCXD2). The record is from RefSeq and is a predicted model, not a curated record. Gene Ontology annotation, biological process: lipid metabolic process. The transcript is spliced from 4 exons. Gene Ontology annotation, molecular function: phosphoric diester hydrolase activity. Lineage: Eukaryota; Metazoa; Chordata; Aves; Sphenisciformes; Spheniscidae. The coding region runs from base 1 to 903 and encodes 300 amino acids.
AUGAAGGCCAAUGCUGUCUUCAAAAGAGAGAUGAAAGGGUCACAUGAUUCUUUCAGCUACUGGGUUGAUGAGAAAUCUCCUGUGGGACCAGACCAAGCCACAGCCAUCAAACGUUUGGCCAGAAUUUCUUUGGUUAAAAAGAUCAUGAAGAAAUGGUCAGUGACUCAAAAUCUGACUUUCAAAGAGCAGUUGGAAAGUGGGAUCCGCUACUUUGAUCUUCGUGUAUCUUCCAAACCUGGGGAAAUAAGACAAGAUAUUUACUUCAUACAUGGCUUGUUUGGCAUCAAAGUAUGGGAUGGGCUGAAGGAGAUUAACACCUUUCUUGAGCAGCACCCCAAGGAAGUAAUCUUCUUGGAUUUCAAUCACUUCUAUGCUAUGGACGACAGCCAUCACUACUUCUUGAUCAGCAGGAUCCGCUCAGCAUUUGGAUCCAAACUUUGUUCCGUUGAACGUGUAGAAUAUGUGACGUUACAGUACAUGUGGAAGAAGAAACACCAGGUUCUCAUAUUCUACCACUACCCUUUGUAUCAGGAAUACUCCUUCCUGUGGCCAGGGAAUAAAAUGCCGGCACCGUGGGCUAAUACAACCAAUGUGCACAAACUGUUACAGUUCCUGGAGACCACUCUUGAGGAAAGAAGUCGUUAUGGGACUUUUCACGUUUCUCAAGCAAUUCUCACGCCUCGAGUGAGAACUAUUGCAUGGCAUCUAAUUCGUGGUCUGAAGAACACACUUGUUCAUAGGAACCUGCCCAUGAUUUUGAAUUGGGUGAAAGCACAGAAGCCAGGUGUUAUGGGUGUUAACAUAAUUACAUCAGACUUCGUGGAGCUGGUUGACUUUGCUGCUACAGUUAUUGCAUUAAAUGACCUCCUUUUAGAAGAGGAUGAAUCUGCAGCUAAACACUGAUUGCUGUGUCCCACCUGUGCUCCUCAGUGGACAUCUUUGAACUAUGCUAAAUGUUUUAUUUGUUAAGUGAAACCUAUUGUAAUCUCUGUUUAUUUAAAAAAGUUUUCUAGAGCAAACGUGGU